AUGCAACUCCGCAAAGCCGCCCGUAUCAUCUUGGUUGGCGCUCCUGGUGUGGGCAAGGGUACUCAGUCUGAGCGCAUGCUCCAGCGAUUCCCCCAACUGUCCUCCAUCAGCUCUGGAGACCUCUUGAGAGACAACGUUCGCAGACGAACUCCGCUCGGCAUCCAGGCCGAAUCCCUCAUGAAGGCAGGCUCGCUUGUACCUGACUCGACCAUUUUGCGCCUCAUCACGAACGAGUUGACCACAAAAGGGUGGCUCACUCCGUCUACCGCACAGAAGCCUCUGGUCAUGAACUCCGUGGCUUCUUCCCUCAACCCCAUGAACGCCUUCACAUCUUCUCCUCAAGACGAUUAUAUCACUCCCACAGCCUCACACCAGGGUCCAUAUGACUUCAGUGAUCAGCCAAACGCCUCUUUCAUCCUCGACGGCUUCCCUCGCACCGUCGAGCAGGCCAUUCAACUCGACAAACUCGUUCCCAUCAACCUUGUUGUCCAGUUGAACACCCCUACUUCGGUCAUCCUCGAUCGCAUCUGCAACCGAUGGAUCCACGCCGCGUCCGGUCGAGUAUACAACACUACCUUCAACGCACCCAAGGUUGAAGGCAAAGAUGACGUGACCGGCGAGCCCCUGGUCCAAAGAGACGACGACUGCCCAAAGACCUGGACGGCCCGUCUGAAGAAGUUUGAAGAGACCAGCACGCCUCUGCUCGAGCACUAUGAUAAGCUUGGUGUUCUCUGGAGUGUCGAUGGCAACAGCAGUGAUGAAAUUACUCCUAAACUCUUCGACGAGUUUAACAAGAGAUUCGGACUGGCAUGA
Aureobasidium namibiae CBS 147.97 is the source of this 813-nucleotide messenger RNA. RefSeq names its product P-loop containing nucleoside triphosphate hydrolase protein. The record is from RefSeq and is a predicted model, not a curated record. The transcript has 2 exons. The coding region runs from base 1 to 813 and encodes 270 amino acids. NCBI's taxonomy places the organism in Eukaryota, Fungi, Ascomycota, Dothideomycetes, Dothideales, Saccotheciaceae. Gene Ontology annotation, molecular function: AMP kinase activity; ATP binding. Gene Ontology annotation, biological process: nucleobase-containing compound metabolic process. Gene Ontology annotation, cellular component: cytoplasm; mitochondrion.